Molecule: messenger RNA, 1354 nt
Organism: Podarcis raffonei (Aeolian wall lizard)
Lineage: Eukaryota; Metazoa; Chordata; Lepidosauria; Squamata; Lacertidae
Product: zinc finger protein 345-like
Exons: 1
Coding region: 1-1092 (363 amino acids)
Source: RefSeq, a predicted model, not a curated record
AUGGAGUGUGGAAAUUGCUUUAGUUUCAAUGCAAACCUUACACGACAUCAACGGACUCACACAGGGGAAAAACCAUUUAAAUGCAUUGAGUGUGGAAAGAGAUUUAGUGAUAAUGGAAAACUUAGAAGACAUCAACAGACUCACACAGGGGAGAAACCAUGUAAAUGUAUGGAGUGUGGAAAGACCUUCCGUGAUAAUGGAACCCUUAGAGGACAUCAAGCGACUCACACAGGGGAGAAACCAUAUGAAUGUAUGGAGUGCGGAAAGAGCUUCAGUUUCAAUGGAAGCCUUAGAAGACAUCAACGGACUCACACAGGGGAGAAACCACUUAAAUGCAUUGAGUGUGGAAUGAGAUUUAGUGAUAAUGGAAAACUUAGAAGACAUCAACAGACUCACACAGGGGAGAAACCAUUUAAAUGCAUGGAGUGUGGAAAGAGAUUUAGUGAUAAUGGAAACCUUAGAAGACAUCAACAGACUCACACAGGGGAGAAACCAUUUAAAUGUAUGGAGUGUGGAAAGACCUUUCGUGAUAAUGGAACCCUUAGAGGACAUCAACAGACUCACACAGGGGAGAAACCAUAUGAAUGUAUGGAGUGCGGAAAGAGCUUCAGUUUCAAUGCAAACCUUACACGACAUCAACGGACUCACACAGGGGAAAAAUCAUUUAAAUGCAUUGAGUGUGGAAAGAGAUUUAGUGAUAAUGGAGCCCUUAGAAGACAUCAACGGACUCACACAGGGGAGAAACCUUAUAAAUGUAUGCAUUGUGGAAAGGGCUUCAGUCAGAAUGGAGACCUUAGAAAACAUCAACGGACUCACACAGGGGAGAAACCAUAUGAAUGUAUGGAGUGCGGAAAGAGCUUCAGUUUCAAUGGAAGCCUUAGAAUACAUCAACGGACUCACACAGAGGAGAAACCAUAUGAAUGUAUGGAGUGUGGAAAGAGCUUUAUUGAUAAUGGAAACCUUAGAAGACAUCAACAGACUCACACAGGGGAAAAACCAUUUAAAUGCAUGGAGUGCGGAAAGAAAUUCAGUCAGAGUGGACAGCUUAAUAGACAUCAACUGACUCACACAGGGGAGAAACCAUAUGAAUGAAUGGAGUGCGGAGGAGCUUCGGUUUCAGUGAAACCCUUAGAAGACAUCAAAGGACUCGCAAAGGGGAAAAACCCUUUAAAUGCAUUGAGAGCGAUAAAGCUUCAGGCAGAGUGGAACCCUUGAUUUACAUUAACAAACUCACACAAGAGACAAACCAUAUAAGUGCCAGGAAGUUAGAUAAAGGUAGAGGUCCAGUUCUAGUGGAAGUUCUAAAUCAACAGACUCAUGUACAGGAUGAACUUUAAGAGCUGAACCCCUACAA